This is a messenger RNA of Urocitellus parryii (Arctic ground squirrel), 3300 nucleotides long. It is a transcript of the gene Slc4a5, whose product is annotated as solute carrier family 4 member 5. Gene Ontology annotation, molecular function: solute:inorganic anion antiporter activity; sodium:bicarbonate symporter activity; monoatomic anion transmembrane transporter activity. Gene Ontology annotation, biological process: monoatomic anion transport; bicarbonate transport; transmembrane transport. Gene Ontology annotation, cellular component: plasma membrane. The record is from RefSeq and is a predicted model, not a curated record. NCBI's taxonomy places the organism in Eukaryota, Metazoa, Chordata, Mammalia, Rodentia, Sciuridae.
AGAAGAUACCCAAAUGUCAAAGACUGCCCUUCCAUCCAUAUUGGGCUUCCAGUCCCACGUUACUCUCAAAGAAAAAGUGACCAGAAGGGACAUCUUUCAGGCCUACAAAAAGUUCGUUGGGGACUGCGGCCAGACAAGCCACAGCAGGAACAACUGAACAACCCAGGGAGAGGAACAAGCAGUCAGCACGGCAGCGUGGAUUUUAUCGGCAGGACUCGGUCUCCAGCUGCUGAGCAGCUCCAGGACAUCCUGGGGGAGGAAGAUGAGGCUCCCAACCCCACUCUCUUCACAGAGAUGGACACUCUGCAACAUGACGGGGACCAGAUGGAGUGGAAGGAGUCAGCCAGGUGGAUAAAGUUUGAAGAAAAGGUCGAGGAAGGAGGCGAACGCUGGAGCAAGCCCCAUGUGUCCACGCUGUCCCUGCACAGCCUCUUUGAGCUCCGUACCUGCCUGCAGACGGGGACAGUGCUGCUGGAUCUGGACAGCGGCUCCUUACCACAGAUCAUAGAUGAUGUCAUUGAGAAGCAGAUUGAGGAUGGGCUCCUGCGACCAGAGCUCCGGGAAAGGGUCAGUUAUGUCCUCCUGAGGAAGCAUCGUCACCAAACCAAGAAGCCCAUCCACCGCUCCUUAGUGGACAUUGGAAAGUCAGUCUCCUCCACCUCAAAUCGCAGUCCUGCCCGGAGCCCUGCAGCUGGCUCAAGUCUACACCGCUCCACUGAGGACCUGAGGAUGAGGCAGAGCGCAAAUUAUGGACAUCUGCGUGAGUGUCACGCCCAGAGCAGAAGUAUGAAUGACAUCUCUCACACCCCAAACACAGACCAGCGGAAAAACAAAUUCAUGAAGAAGAUCCCCAAGGACUCAGAAGCCUCCAAUGUACUUGUGGGUGAGGUGGACUUCCUGGAUCAGCCAUUCAUUGCAUUUGUGCGUCUCAUCCAGUCUGCCAUGCUAGGUGGAGUGACUGAGGUGCCCGUCCCUACCAGAUUUCUGUUCAUACUGCUGGGACCUUCUGGGAGAGCAAAAUCCUACAAUGAAAUUGGCCGUGCCAUUGCAACCCUGAUGGUAGAUGAUCUCUUCAGUGAUGUGGCGUAUAAAGCCCGCAAUCGCGAGGAUCUAAUUGCAGGAAUUGAUGAGUUUUUGGAUGAGGUCAUUGUUCUUCCCCCUGGAGAAUGGGACCCAAAUAUCCGAAUUGAGCCACCCAAGAAAGUGACCUCGGCUGACAAAAGGAAAUCUGUGUUCUCCCUGGCUGACGUAGGCCAAAUGAAUGGCUCCGUGGGAGGAGGUGGUGGCUCAGCUGGAGGAGGAGGCGGUGGUGGCGGUGCUGGUGGCGGUGGCAGUGGUGCAGGAGGCAGCGGGGAUGAUGGAGAGAUGCCAGCUGUGCACGAAAUUGGGGAGGAGCUUAUCUGGACAGGAAGGUUCUUUGGUGGACUAUGUCUGGAUAUCAAGAGGAAGUUGCCUUGGUUCCCAAGUGACUUCUAUGAUGGCUUCCACAUUCAGUCCAUCUCUGCCAUCCUAUUCAUCUACCUCGGCUGUAUCACCAACGCAAUCACCUUUGGUGGGCUUCUGGGAGAUGCCACCGACAACUAUCAGGGAGUGAUGGAGAGCUUCCUAGGCACUGCCAUGGCCGGCUCCUUGUUCUGCCUCUUCUCGGGACAGCCUCUCAUCAUCCUCAGCAGCACAGGGCCCAUCCUUAUCUUUGAGAAGCUCCUCUUCGACUUCAGCAAAGGCAAUGGCCUAGACUACAUGGAGUUCCGCCUCUGGAUUGGCCUACACUCAGCCAUCCAGUGCCUUGUCCUGGUGGCCACAGAUGCCAGCUUUAUCAUCAAAUAUAUCACCCGCUUCACCGAGGAGGGCUUCUCCACCCUCAUCAGCUUCAUCUUCAUCUAUGAUGCCAUCAAGAAGAUGAUCGGUGCCUUCAAGUACUACCCCAUCAACAGGGACUUCAAGCCCGACUCCAUCACCACCUACAAAUGCGAGUGUGUUGCCCCUGACACAGUGAAUACAACUGUGUUCAAUGCCUCAGCCUCGCCAGCACCAAACCUCAAUGCUUCUCUGUACGAUCCCCUUAACCUCACAGCACUGGACUGGUCCCUGCUGAGCAAGAAGGAGUGUCUGAGCUAUGGUGGGCGCCUACUUGGGAACUCCUGCCAGUUCAUUCCAGACCUGGCACUUAUGUCCUUCAUUCUUUUCUUUGGGACUUACUCCAUGACCUUGACUUUGAAGAAAUUCAAAUUCAGCCGCUAUUUUCCUACCAAGGUCCGUGCCCUGGUGGCUGACUUUUCCAUUAUUUUCUCCAUCCUGAUGUUCUGUGGAAUCGAUGCCUGUUUUGGCCUGGAAACCCCCAAGCUGCACGUGCCCAAUGUCAUCAAGCCCACACGGCCUGACCGAGGCUGGUUCGUGGCCCCCUUUGGGAAGAACCCGUGGUGGGUGUACCUGGCGAGCAUCCUGCCCGCCCUACUGGUGACCAUCCUGAUCUUCAUGGACCAGCAGAUCACAGCUGUCAUUGUUAACCGGAAGGAGAACAAGCUGAAGAAGGCUGCUGGCUACCAUCUGGACCUCUUCUGGGUGGGCAUCCUCAUGGCCCUGUGCUCCUUCACGGGGCUCCCCUGGUAUGUGGCUGCCACAGUCAUCUCCAUUGCCCACAUCGACAGCCUCAAGAUGGAGACGGAGACCAGCGCCCCUGGGGAGCAGCCCCAGUUCCUGGGAGUCAGGGAACAAAGAGUGACCGGGAUCAUCGUCUUCAUCCUGACAGGGACCUCUGUUUUCCUGGCUCCCGUCCUGAAGUACAUCCCCAUGCCUGUGCUGUAUGGAGUCUUCCUCUACAUGGGUGUGGCCUCCCUGAAUGGCAUCCAGUUCUGGGAACGAUGCAAGCUCUUCCUGAUGCCGGCGAAGCACCAGCCAGACCACGCCUUCCUUCGCCACGUACCCCUGCGCAGGAUCCACCUCUUCACCCUGGUGCAGAUCAUCUGCCUGGCUGUGCUCUGGAUCCUCAAGUCCACUGUGGCCGCCAUCAUCUUCCCUGUCAUGAUCCUGGGCCUCAUCAUUGUCCGAAGGCUUCUGGACUUCAUCUUCUCCCAGCAUGACCUGGCCUGGAUUGACAACAUCUUGCCAGAGAAGGAGAAAAAGGAGACAGACAAGAAGAAGAAGAAAAAGAAAGGGGCCCAUGAGGAUAGCGAUGAGGAGCCCCAGUUCCUCCCUCCCUCAGUUAUAAAGAUUCCCAUGGAAAGUGUCCAAUCAGAUCCCCAAAACGGUAUCCACUGCAUUGCCAGAAAAAGAUCUUCCAGUUGGAGUUAUUCACUCUGA